AUGAGAAAAAAGGUUGAGAAAAUAAAAAAAAGUAUUUGAUAUAAUAAAUUUAGAACCAUGGAGUGAUUAUGAGGAUGCGUAAGUAAUGUAAUUAGUGGAAUAAUAUGGGCCACAUAAAUGGACAUUUAUAGCAUCUAAGUUAUAAGGUAGAAUAGGAAAGUAAUGUAGAGAACGGUAGAAUAAUAUUAAUAAUUUAGAUGGCAUAAUCAUCUGAAUCCAUUAAUAAAAAAGUCUCCUUGGGAAUAUGAUGAAGAAUGGAUUUUAUUUUUGUAUCAUGAAGCUAUUAGUAAUGAAUGGGCAGAAAUAGCAAAGCAUUUAGAAGGAAGAACUGAUAAUGCAAUAAAGAAUCAUUGGAAUUCUGGAAUGAAGAAGAGAAUGAAUGAAUUUUAUGAAAAGUUAUAGAAAAUUAGAUAACAAUUUUAAUAAAAAGGGUUUUAAAUUUGAAUUAAAGAAGGUA
Messenger RNA from Paramecium sonneborni, 457 nucleotides. Lineage: Eukaryota; Ciliophora; Oligohymenophorea; Peniculida; Parameciidae. The record is from the annotation of a GenBank genome assembly.